Alternaria rosae is the source of this 676-nucleotide messenger RNA. RefSeq lists its product as uncharacterized. The record is from RefSeq and is a predicted model, not a curated record. The coding region runs from base 172 to 576 and encodes 134 amino acids. The transcript has a single exon. Lineage: Eukaryota; Fungi; Ascomycota; Dothideomycetes; Pleosporales; Pleosporaceae.
ACAUUAAUCCUCUUCUCCAGUUCAUAGAGUAGUGCUUGUCAUUCAUUCUGGUCUUUGGGAAGCAUGCGGCGUAGUCGCUUCUGCCAACGCUUGCGGCGUGGUUAAGGAGAAGUCAUGUAGGUGACUAGGGAAGAACCCGAGGAGACCGUUGAUUACCACAAAUCCGCAAAGAUGUUAUCGAAAAUCAGAACCUUUGUCUUGUUCGCAUGCGUGCAAGCAUGCACAGCCAACCUUAUCUCACAAGAAGGCCCUUUUGGCAUCACGAUGCACCCGACGUCUAUAACAGCCUCCAGAGUAAACUCAUCGGGUCUUAUCGAGGUGUACACCUGCAAGCCCAGCCCUGGCUACGUGCAGUACUUAGAAGCCGCCGCGCGUUGUUUUGGCCCGCAGGACACGAACGACAUAUACCCAGACGCAGAUACUAUAUCCAUGUUCCGCAAUGCUUUCGCACCUGUCACGGAAGACCUGAUUCGAACUCUCGGUCACCCGCCCAAGUGCUUUGCGUUGCUUCAUCCUGCGACGUUUAACAUUGCCCUCCAAGCGCGCUGCCUGGGUAGUGUUAUCUCCUCCGCUUGAUGAUAAUGUUGAAGCAUUCAGACGGGCGGUCAGAGCACAAGCAGCUUGCGAGACCUAUGACCUAUUCUGCCGAUGCGAUCUCAUCGGUCGAGCAACUCAG